Messenger RNA from Rhopilema esculentum, 1690 nucleotides. RefSeq lists its product as uncharacterized. NCBI's taxonomy places the organism in Eukaryota, Metazoa, Cnidaria, Scyphozoa, Rhizostomeae, Rhizostomatidae. The record is from RefSeq and is a predicted model, not a curated record. Gene Ontology annotation, molecular function: transaminase activity; pyridoxal phosphate binding. Gene Ontology annotation, biological process: amino acid metabolic process; biosynthetic process.
GAAGGGUAGAACCCCCUGAAACAAGAAACCUGUUGUAGAACUGCGCCACAAAAAAUACAUCAUGGCUUCUGAUCAGGACGUAAAGUUUUUGAGGAAGGACUUGCGAGGUUAUGGCGUUGCCACGAAUUUGGGCUUCAACGAAAUCAUAAAAGGAAGGAUUGCAAAUGGAGAAAAAAUCCAUCAUAUGGCAUUUGGGCAGUCACCUUUUCCAAUUUAUGAAAAUGCUGUCCAGGCCUUGAAAGAUCACGCGAGUGAAAAUGAGUAUCUUCCCGUAGCAGGUAUCAAGCCAUUGCGUGAAGCCAUUGCCACGUUUCACGAAAAAACAGAUGAUAUACACGGCAUAUCCGCAGAAGACAUCAUUGUUGGCCCUGGCACAAAGCAGUUGUCUUUUCUGUUUUUAACUGUUUUCAAUGGAGACGUUUACUUGCCAUCUCCUUGCUGGACAACGUAUAAGCCACAGACUGUUCUUGCUGGCAGAAACUCAAUCAUGAUCGAAACAACAUUUAACAAUGGAUGGAAGAUCGAUCCAACAGAACUCAAUAAGAAGUUCUCUGAAAAUCAAGGCAACAAUAAAUUGCUCAUACUAACAAACCCCGACAAUCCAUCUGGUGCUGCCUACACAUCAGAAGAAAACGCAGCGAUCGCAGAAGUUUGCAGACGACACAAGGUUAUCAUAAUAAGCGAUGAAAUCUACUCUCUACUGAAUUAUGACAAAAAACACGACAGCAUAUUCAAGCAUUACCCUGAAGGAACGAUACUCCAAAAUGGGCUUUCGAAGUGGGCAUCGGCUGGUGGCUGGAGGCUGGGUUAUCACAUUUACCCACAACAACUUGCAGAGAUCAAGGCGGCGGUAAGAAGCGGUGGAAGUCAUUCCUAUAGCUGCGCAGGUGCACCAGUACAGUACGCGGCCCUUGAGUAUUUCAAGUUUGAUAGUGGUUGCCAAGAAUAUGUUAGUCAUUGUAAUCGAAUUCUGAAAGCAUUGUCGGAGCUUGUUUGUCGCAAGUUGACCUCUGUUGGAGUGAAAAUUGCUCCGCCAAAAGGAGGAUUUUACAUGAUGCCGGAUUUUGAGGUGAUUCGUGGAGCAUUGAAAAAGCGUGGUAUAUUGACAGGGAAUGCCAUGCAAGAUGCCUUACUAAAAGAGGCGUCCGUGGCAAUUAUGGCUUGCGGUCCAGCAUUUUUGCGACCAGUCGAAGAGCUUACAUUCAGGCUGUGUUACAUAAAUUUUGACGGCUCUAAGGCUCUUGCUGAGAGUAGAAAACUAGGUUUAAACGCUGAAAUAACAGAUGAAUUUCUUCAAGCUAACUGUUCGCAGACACUUGAUGGCAUCGAGGCAUUGGUAACAUGGACAAAGAAACACUUGACUGAGCAGUCGUCUUAAGAUGACCGCCGUUGGGGAAAUAAUAAAGUACAAAGUUUUGAUUUGAUAUAAUUAUAAGUUAAAAUCAGUGAGCUUCCCAAUACAUGGAAUGUUAAAAAUUAUGUUUCAUUCAAAGUUUAGUUAACAUUUUGUUUUGGGUUUGUAUAUUCAUUUGUAUAAUAUAUGGGCAUGGCCUUUGUCUCUUCGUAAAUGUAACUGAAAAGCAAUGAAUUUUGGACAUAUUUUUAAAUAAUUAGCUAAUCAUUUGAAAGACAAAUAUCAAAUUUGGAAAUUUAUGUAAAAGUAUACAUUUGCAAGCAAGAAAUUUUAAAA